CAGCAUGCCAACGACAACAUUGUGAAUUUCAUCUGGAGUUUGGCGUCGGCUUACAACAAUUGAGUGUACAGUUGAGGCAACACUGAUUUCUCGCUGCGAGAGACUGAAUUCUAUUGCGCUCAACCCACGUUGCUGCCCAUCGUACAAAGCGUUCCUGGCGCGCUAUCAUGGUGCCUCCUCGCACAAGGCUGAGUCUCUCCAAGGAGAGGUUUCCGGCUUUUCUGACCAACCUCAAGAGCCAGCCGUACCACGAUCCCAGCUCAAGCUCCAGAGGACACACGUUACGGUCAAUAGCCUGGAACCCAUUGGGAACCUUGGUCGCGACAGGCUCCUCAGACAAAACGCUCCGCGUCUGGAAUCCGGAGAAGCCAAAUGUGCGGUUCUCAACUGAACUGAAGGGACACUCAGCUGCCAUCGAAAAGGUUGCAUUCAAUCCAGUCAAGGAUGCUGAGUUGUGCAGUGUAAGCAACGAUGGAGUCGUCAAGUUCUGGGACGUUCGAUCCAAGACUUGCGUCAACGAGAUUAGAGGCUUGGGAGAUGCUUUCACUCUCGUAUGGGCGCCCGACGGGCAGUCUCUAGUCGUUGGGAAUAAGACGGACAACAUCUUUGUGCUGUCACCAACACAAUCUACGCCGAUAUCGUCUCAUCAGCAGCCCAGUCAGACAAACCAAACCGCUUUUGGCUGGGCCGGCGAUACGAUCUUCUUGACAACCGGCGAGGGAAGAACCCGGAUCUUGACAUAUCCUGACUUCAAGCCUGCUUUCCAAUUCAACCAUGGCGAUCAGCCAAAGGAAUUUGCUCUCAACGGACACACGUCUUCCUGCUUGACUGCUGAGUUACAACCCACAGGGCGUUAUCUUGCUACGGGGGGUUCGGAUUCCAUCAUUUCUCUCUGGGACACGACAGACUGGAUUUGCCAGCGAACCAUAACCAGCAUGAUCGGCCCCGUGCGGUCUAUUAGUUUCACCUUCGACGGCAACUUCUUGGUCGGAGGUAGCGAUGAAGGCUCUGGAUUGGAUAUACGACAUGCAGAGUCAGGAGACCAUGUCCACACCUUUAAGACAGCUGGACCUUGCCCGGUCGUGGCCUGGGCGCCGACAAAAUACUGUUUGGCAUACAGCGAUCUUGGCGUUCUUCGCAUCGUCGGAGUAGACGCAGAGAAGAAGUGACGAGACACAACGACUCCAUUCAGAACAGGUGGAAUCGUCUACUCUGGCGCGGAAACAAGGCCUUUUCAGCCACGAGUAAGUGGGUUCUUCAGUGGCAUAGGUGGAACAAGGAGCUCGAAAAUUCCUUCCCAAAAAGGAAAAAGCAGGUUCUAGCGU
This is a messenger RNA of Colletotrichum phormii, 1325 nucleotides long. RefSeq names its product WD domain-containing protein. The record is from RefSeq and is a predicted model, not a curated record. Gene Ontology annotation, cellular component: THO complex part of transcription export complex. Lineage: Eukaryota; Fungi; Ascomycota; Sordariomycetes; Glomerellales; Glomerellaceae. Gene Ontology annotation, molecular function: protein binding. Gene Ontology annotation, biological process: mRNA export from nucleus. The coding region runs from base 168 to 1169 and encodes 333 amino acids. The transcript has 7 exons.